Monopterus albus (swamp eel) is the source of this 2371-nucleotide messenger RNA. RefSeq names its product potassium channel subfamily K member 10-like. Lineage: Eukaryota; Metazoa; Chordata; Actinopteri; Synbranchiformes; Synbranchidae. The transcript is spliced from 7 exons. Gene Ontology annotation, molecular function: potassium ion leak channel activity; outward rectifier potassium channel activity. The record is from RefSeq and is a predicted model, not a curated record. Bases 28 to 1758 code for a protein of 576 amino acids. Gene Ontology annotation, biological process: stabilization of membrane potential; potassium ion transmembrane transport. Gene Ontology annotation, cellular component: plasma membrane.
AGCAGCACUAAGAGCCACUGAAUCAAGAUGAAAUUUCCAACGGAAAAUCCACGAAAACUAGGAAACAUGAACCCCCCACCAGUGGCAGUUCAGACCAACCUGCUUCCCCCGAAGAAGGUGAAGCCAAGCAUGCUUCAAUCCAGUCUGGUGCAUGCCAGUGUGGCCACCAUGCAGAACCCAAUGGGCUGUGCUCUGCCGCGGCUCUCUGUUGCCCCCCGCCCCACCAGCAUGGUGGCUAGCAUGGAGGUGGUGGCAGAUGGCUUAGCCCCCUUUGCCAUGAUGAAGCUGAAGACGGUGCUGGCGGUGUUCGUGGUGGUGGUGGCCUAUCUGGUGGCAGGGGGCUUGGUAUUCCGGGCGCUGGAGCAACCUUUUGAAAACAACCAAAAGAUCACCAUCACAGCAGAAAAGGCAGCCUUUCUGCAGAAACAUCCGUGUGUGCCCUCAGAUGAGCUGGAGGCUAUCAUCAAGCACUCUGUGGAGGCUGUUAAUGCCGGAGUGAAUCCCAUCGGUGACACCUCCUAUAACUCAAGCCACUGGGAUCUGGGUAGUGCCUUCUUCUUUGCUGGAACUGUCAUCACAACCAUAGGUUACGGUAACAUUGCCCCAAGCACUGAGGGAGGGAAGAUUUUCUGCAUUCUGUAUGCAAUAUUUGGCAUCCCACUGUUUGGAUUCCUCCUGGCAGGUGUCGGGGACCAGCUAGGUACCAUAUUUGUCAAAAGCAUUGCCAAAGUGGAGAAGAUGUUUCGGAACAAACACAACCAGAUCAGUCAGACUAAAAUCCGUGUCACCUCCACCCUCCUCUUCAUCUUAGCUGGCUGCAUCCUGUUCGUCACCAUUCCAGCUGUGAUCUUCAAACACAUUGAGGGCUGGACAGCUCUGGAGUCAACAUAUUUUGUUGUCAUUACUCUGACAACAGUUGGAAUAGGUGACUAUGUAGCAGGUGGAGACCGAAGGAUAGCGUAUCGGAAUUGGUACAGGCCACUAGUGUGGUUCUGGAUCCUGGGUGGUCUGGCCUACUUUGCUGCUGUGCUGAACAUGAUUGGUGACUGGCUCAGGGUGCUGUCCAAAAAGACAAAAGAAGAGGUUGGAGAGAUAAAAGCUCAUGCAGCAGAGUGGAAAGCAAAUGUGCGAGCUGAAUUCCGGGAGACACGUCGGCGUAUGAGUGUCGAGGUCCACGACAAGCUGCAGCGAGCCGCCACUAUCCGGAGCAUGGAGAGACGGCAGCUGGGCCUGGACCAGCGCGCAGUUUCAUUGGACAUGCUUUCCCCAGAGCGCCGUGCCAUCAACAGCCUGGACAGCAACAGCUAUAAAACCUCUUCCCAGGAAAGCAUCGACACUAAGCUAAACAACCUCCGGCUGCGGGGGGCCGAGCAGUGUGACCGGCGCUCCAAUCACCAGACUACAUCUGAGGACAACAUUUUCAACCGCCUGGGCUCUGUCACCAAGCUGGCCAAGCGCAACAGGAAUCGGGACCUGAAGAAGAACAUCCCAGAUGAGGCUCGCCGACCUCACAGUGAGGCCUAUGGCUACAGCACUCCCACGUUUGACUGCAGUACACCUACUGCAGAUGAAGUAAAAAGGAAAGAUGAAGGAGAGAAUGAGAAUGACGACAAGGAGUGCAACUCUAGCUUGUCUGAUUUUCCACUGUGUGUGGAACCGUGUAAGCCACAGAAUGGGUUUAUUCUGGAGCAGACCAAAGAGAACAAGAGUGAGAAAACACUUGACAUAAAAGAACUGCAUAUUCAGAUGGGCCCAUAGACAGAGUGUACUCCUACAAAGGGAGUUUUUACAUACCACCGUUAGUGCCUUAGUUCCCCCUUAUUAUUGUAUGUGCUUAAGCAAGGACAAUACCUGUCCUUUAGUGUGAUAUACUGCAGUGUUAACAUAUUCACUGUGUCCUUUGGAUCUGAUGGAUAGACACUGUGUUGUAUAAAUGCAAAACCUGGUGGGGUUUCUGUAACUGUGGUCUGCCAAGCUUUAGCCAUUAUUUCUCUCUUGAUAACACUGUGCUCAGCUGAAGUAAUUGCUAAGGUGCAGACAAAAAAUCUCCUUGAGGGAGGUUGGAUGUUGUGCGUUAACAUGAACUGUGUUAGUGUACAUUGAGCAUAUGCUAAAAUGAGCGUAUAUCAGUCAGCAGCACUAAACACAGCUCUGUGUCACACAAGCUCUUGUCAGCGUUUUUGGGUCAGGUGUGUACCAUCUGCAUAUUGUGCACAAAGAACACACUGUCUGUUUGAUUCAUAGAAUAAAUGAUUCACCAUCCAUCCGUCCAUCUUCUUCCGCUUACCCGAGACCUGGUCGUGGGGGCAGCAGUCUAAGCAAAGAUGCCCAGACUUCUCUCUCUCCAGACACUUCCUCCAGCUCCUCCGGA